GGUGGGGAUCACUCUUUAAAAACGUCUCUUUAAGCCUUUCUUCCUUUUCAUUGCCAUUUCCUUAUACCGCCUUGGGCUCGCUUCCUUUCGCUCAGACCCACUACGCUUGACGCACCAAUCGUCCCAACAGUCGCCACUAGCAACGCAAGGAACUGUGGCUCAAUCCUGGUUACUUUGGGCGCUGCUAGCAACCUACUAGCAAUCUGUCUUAGACCUUUGUUUCUGCUAGCGAUGGCCUCCAACCUACUAGCCCUGGCUUCCAACUUCAUGGGAACCGUUAGGCGCCACAAGCUAGAUGCCAAGUGCCCGAUUGAAAGAAGACAUAUACGCCCAACAGCAUUGCACCAACAGCACCAUUGCACAAACUUGGCCAAGGAGCCGCAGAGAUCAGUGACGAACAACUUCACCUUAAACACCGAGACUGGGCUUAGCAUGAAAGUUUUGAGCAUACGGUACGUGCUCGCGAGCCGUCAUGGCUAGCCCGGGUGAAAACAGAGACAUGGAAUCUUGUUUUUUAGGUCAUGGCCUGAUAUGUACCUUGCAACUGGUCGUGUUCCUUCUGCAUUCCUUUGUGCAAACUUUCCUGCCCAAGCAGCGACACUGGUGCUUUCCGCAAUGCCCAAGUCCAAAAGGGCCAAGGUUGUGUCUUUGACCAAAGUGAAGAAGCGGCCCAAGGAGAAGAAGGAUGACCUCAUUGAAGAUAUCCGAGAGUCUUGCGGAAAGUUCGCACGUGUCUUCCUGGUUUCCAUUGAGAAUGAGCGGAAUCAGUUCAUGCAGGAAAUCAGGAAACGGCUUAGACCUGGGAAGCUGGUGUGUGCCAAGAACAAGGUCAUGCAGACAGCGCUGGGCACAAGCCCAGAGUCCGAGUGUCAGGACAGAAUACAUAAGAUCUCCGAAAUGAUUUCAGGCCACUGUGCCUUGCUUUUCACCAACCAAAGCCCGGAGGAGGUGGAGCGAGUGUUGGCAGAGUACAGACCGAGCGACUUCGCCCGCAGUGGCGCGACGGCCACGGGGACGGUGGUGUUGCCCAGAGGCACUGAGGCCCUAGCUGCUCUUCCACACUCCAUUGAGGCUCACCUUCGCCAGUUGGGAUUGCCCACAGUCCUCAAGGAGGGGCAAAUCCAUCUGUUGGGCGAGCACACGGUAUGCACCGCCGGGAAGGAGCUUUCUGCGGAUGCAGCCCAGGUACUAAAACUUCUGGAGAUCAAGCAAGCGCAUUUCACCUUGACGAUCGAGAUGCUACUCUUCAUUAGUUUGGAGGCCAUCGCGACUAGGUUGGAGGCCCAUUGGCAGCAGAAUGGUGAAUUUAAAGACUGUUCUGCAUUGGAAGAUUGAGCUCAAGAAGCAACGUGCGUGCUCUAGCAGUACCUCCAAGAGCAAAAGCCGUAGAAAAGUUCUGUCUUGC
Messenger RNA from Durusdinium trenchii, 1405 nucleotides. The record is from the annotation of a GenBank genome assembly. NCBI's taxonomy places the organism in Eukaryota, Dinophyceae, Suessiales, Symbiodiniaceae.